UUAAAUUCAAUAGCAAUCUGGGAUAGAAAUAUCAGUUUUUCAAUUAAAUUAUGAUCACGACCUUAUUGUAAGGUAGUGGAGCUCACGAGUAACUUCAGGUGUCGGCUUGCAUCAAAUGUCUCCAAACAGAGCGAACGAUGCCUUCUUGCCAGGAAAAAGCUGCAAAACGGCCAAGGCACGCGCGGUGGCCUUCUGCGCUGUUGCGAGCAGGGCCCGCGAGGGUAGAGUGAGUGACAGCCUCCUGUGCGAAAAUCGUGGCCACUGGUUGGGCUUAGUCUCCGAGGUCAACCCCUUCUCUUCUUACGUGCAAGCAGAACCAAAUCCUCGCUGCUCAUCCUCCUUCAGCUGCCUCUACCUCAAGCCCGACAACAAAAAAUAAUAAUAUCAAAAAAAUGCCUGAGCUGAACUGGGCAAUCUUUGUUCUUCUCGCAUUCAUCCUCCUACCAGUCAAUCUUCGCGUGGGUCGGUGUACCAGCCGUUCUUCUCCAGACCCAGUUGUUCAACAGCAACUGGACAAGGUUCUUCACCUUCCGGGUCAAAAUUUUGAUGUCAGCUUCGACCACUACUCUGGGUAUGUCACCGUCAAUGAGCACUUCGGUAGGGCACUCUUCUACUGGUUCAUUGAAGCUGCUGAAGGCCCCUCUUCUAAGCCACUUGUUCUUUGGCUCAAUGGAGGGCCUGGAUGUUCAUCCAUUGCUUACGGGGAGGCAGAAGAAAUAGGCCCUUUUCAUAUAAAGGAAGAUGGGAAAACACUUUAUUUGAACCCUUACUCUUGGAAUCAAGUUGCCAAUAUUCUAUUUCUCGACUCGCCCGUUGGAGUUGGUUUUUCAUAUUCAAACACAUCCUUUGAUGUGCUGAAUAAUGGAGAUAAAAGGACUGCUGAAGACUCACUAGCAUUUUUAUUGAAGUGGCUUGAGCGUUUUCCCCAAUACAAAGGAAGAGACUUCUAUAUCACUGGAGAGAGUUAUGCAGGUCAUUAUGUUCCUCAACUGAGCCAAGCAAUUGUAAGAUACAAUUUGGUAUCUGGGUAUAAACCAAUCAAUCUGAAGGGUUACAUGGUGGGAAAUGCUCUUACGGAUGACUACUAUGAUCACUUAGGGCUUUUCCAGUUUAUGUGGUCAGCUGGUUUGAUUUCAGAUCAAACAUACAAGCUGCUGAAUGUACUGUGUGAUUCUCAGUCAUUUAUACGCCCCUCAAAAUCAUGUGAUAAGAUUUUGGACGUCGCUAAUGAAGAACUCGGUGGCAUCGAUCCAUAUAGCAUCUUCACUCCUUCCUGCACUGCCAAUGUUAGUUCAUCAAGUCAACUGCUGAAAAGAUGGCUUAUGGUUCGUCAUGUUAGUGAGAAUUAUGAUCCCUGCACUGUAAGGCAUUCUGUUGUAUAUUUCAAUCAACCCGAGGUUCAAGAGGCACUUCAUGUUAAUUUGGAACUUGCGCCAUCUAAAUGGGCAACCUGCAGGGGUCUCAAUGAUAAAGCUAAAAGGUGUGUUGUGGAGUGUUUCUCAAAUGAAUGGAAAGAGGAUGUGAUCUGUCUGCAGGAAACAAAGCUGGGUAGUCCUGUUAAGAGUCUCAUUAGUCAUUACCAGUAUCUGGGGGCAGAAACA
Malania oleifera is the source of this 1601-nucleotide messenger RNA. RefSeq names its product serine carboxypeptidase-like 29. Gene Ontology annotation, biological process: proteolysis. The record is from RefSeq and is a predicted model, not a curated record. The annotation marks the transcript as partial. The transcript has 8 exons. Lineage: Eukaryota; Viridiplantae; Streptophyta; Magnoliopsida; Santalales; Ximeniaceae. Gene Ontology annotation, molecular function: serine-type carboxypeptidase activity. Gene Ontology annotation, cellular component: vacuole.